AUGACGGACGCAGAGGUCGUGCAGCAGGAGCUUCAAGACUACCUCCAGAAGAAAGGGAUCAAUGCGCUGUUCAUGAACCUGGUCGAGUCGCUGCUGCUUGCAAAGCCGGAGAACCCGAUUCGGCACAUUGUCCAGUACUUGUGCGCGACGUACCCAGACGAGACGCAGUCGCGUUCGAAACUCGAGCGAAUGGAAGACGAUCCGACUCUGUCGUGUCAAUUGCACUAUCACUCGGACGAGAGCGACAGUGACGACGACGAUGAGAGCGGAGACGACGUGGGGGAGAUCGUGGCCAUUGCACCGCCUCUGCGGUUUCUGGCCAAGGGUCGUCGGACUUCAGUGUCGGCUGAACCUAUUGACCCGUCAAGUGUGCGACAGUUCGAGCGUGUAGUGCAUCCCAAGUCACAAGAAGAGAUGGACGGCAUUAGUUGCAUGGUCGCGGAGAACAUUUUGUUCAAGUCGUUGGAUGAGAAACAGCAUCAGAUUGUGCUCGACGCCAUGUUCCCCAAGGAAUUUGCACCUGGAGAUACAAUUAUCAAGCAAGGAGAUGACGGAGACAACUUUUAUAUCCUCGAGAGCGGCGUCUGUGAGGUCUAUAAGGACGGCGAUCUAGUGCAAACGUGCACGGAAGCAAUGUCGUUUGGUGAGUUGGCACUCAUGUACAACGCCCCUCGGGCUGCAACCGUAAAGGCCGUGCAGCAUUCGAAAGCGUGGGCACUGGAUCGACAGACAUUCAAGUUUAUCAUCAUGGAGACGACGUUACAGAAGCGCGAGGCACAUAAGGGCUUUAUCGAGCGCGUUCCUCUGCUCGAGUCACUGAGCGAGUAUGAGCGUCUUACUGUGGCAGAUGCACUCAAAACCGAGACGUUUAAUGACGGUGAAGUCAUCAUUACUCAGGGUGACGACGGGAACCUCUUUUACAUUAUCGAAGAAGGCGUAGCAGUUUGUACAAAACAGCUUUCACCGGGAGAUCUGCCGGUGAAAAUGGGUCACCUCACGUCUGGCGCGUACUUUGGUGAAAUAGCACUGCUCACUACGCGACCUCGCCAGGCAACAGUAACAGCACGCGGCAAGGUCAAGUGUCUCACAUUGGAUCGAAAAACAUUCAAGAGGGUGAUGGGCCCACUAGAAGACAUCUUGAAGCGCAAUAUCGACAAGUACAAUUUGAUGAUUGCGAACAACAUUUAA
Messenger RNA from Peronospora matthiolae, 1188 nucleotides. The record is from the annotation of a GenBank genome assembly. Lineage: Eukaryota; Oomycota; Peronosporomycetes; Peronosporales; Peronosporaceae.